ACACGGACUCCUCAAACGGUCGGACUGUCAGCGUGUUGUGAUACAGCAGCUCCCACGUUGAAUGUGGGAAAGAUUCAGUAUUGAGCCGAUUAAGUUUCUUUAACUCGGUUAGUGAGAUGCUAUUAGCUAACAGCAAAGCUCUUUACAUUUUAACCUGGUUUGUAUUGAGAUGCAAACGGCUAACUGAAGCUCUUUGCAAUUAAACUCGGUUUGUAUUGAGAUACUAACGGCUAACUGCUAGGUGAAGAUGAAGAUCAAGCGGCAGAAACAGGCCAAGAAAAGCAUCAGCUUCUACAAAUACAACUUCAACUUCAGGGAACCCUUCCAGGUCCUCAUCGACGGAACUUUCUGCCAGGCGGCGCUGAAGAACAAAAUCCAGAUUAAAGAGCAGCUUCCUAAAUACCUGAUGGGGGAAAUUCAGCUGUGCACCACCAGCUGUGCUCUGAAGGAGCUGGAGGUUCUGGGGAAGCAGCUGUACGGAGCUAAAAUCAUCCUCCAGAGGUUCCAGGUCAGAAAGUGUCCUCAUGUGAAGGAUCCUGUUUCUGCCUCCGACUGUUUUCUGUCCAUGUUACAGGAAACGAACCCGCAGCAUUACUUCAUCGCCACGCAGGACCACACUCUGACCUCCGGCCUGAAGAAGAUCCCCGGCGUCCCGCUGCUCUACAUCGUCCUCAACACCAUAGUUCUGGACAAAGCCAGCCCGGCGUCGCUGCAACGCGUGCAGGACGUCCAGCUGGGGGCGCUGGUGAGCGUGAGCCAGCAGCAGAGCAUCAGCAGCCUGAAGGAGCAGCAGGGACUGAGCCGGACAGACGCAGAGAGAAGAGGGAGGAAGAGGAAGAGGAAGCAGAACAACCCCAACCCUCUGAGCUGCCUGAAGAAGAAGAAGAAGAAAGGAGGUCCGACGGCGCCGCUGAAGGAGAGCGAGGAGGGAGAGAAGAAGAAACGCAGCCGACACAAGAGAAGAAGAACGGAGGCAGAAAACAAGACGGCCGACUCAACGUCCUGAUCUGAACUCUUCACACGUUUUACUGCUGCAGGGAAUAAAUCAGCACAGAAACACUUUCACUGCUUUUAUUUUGAAAAACUCUGGAUUUACAGGCAGCAGACAGAAAUAAUUCAGAGACAAUAUCAUGAGAAGAUGAGUUUUUUUUUUCUACAAACUCAGACGGAAGGUUUAGUUUAACUAGAAGCUGAACUCAGUUUUUAUCUGGGUGUUAAAGUGAUGCAUUCAGUGUUUUCUACAGAAGAAGAGAAGAGUGGACUGAACUUUUUCUCCAACAUGCUUCACCUGAUCCUCGAUUCCAACCAGUUUUUAAAUUAAAAACGCUCCGAUAUUCCAACGUAAACACUGUAGAAGCUGAACAGUCAAUAAAUCUGAAUGACUGGUUACAAAAAUGAAGACUUAAGACAGAAGCAGGUGUUUUGUGCAUCUCAGUAGAACAUUUCAGGCAGCAUGCAGACGUUCAUGUUUUCAUCCUGAAGCUCUUCUACAGAUUAAAUGCAGUUUGUGUUCAAAAAUCACAAUAUUUUACUGUUUCACUAACAGCAGCUGCAACAAUAAAUGAUUUGUUGGAGUUUUUCAGACUUUA
Acanthochromis polyacanthus (spiny chromis) is the source of this 1589-nucleotide messenger RNA. It is a transcript of the gene utp23, whose product is annotated as UTP23 small subunit processome component. Gene Ontology annotation, molecular function: small ribosomal subunit rRNA binding. NCBI's taxonomy places the organism in Eukaryota, Metazoa, Chordata, Actinopteri, Pomacentridae. The transcript has 3 exons. Gene Ontology annotation, cellular component: small-subunit processome; nucleolus. Bases 248 to 1006 code for a protein of 252 amino acids. The record is from RefSeq and is a predicted model, not a curated record.